AUGGCAAUCGUUCAGGUUCCAGCAGUCGAUCCACUGUUGCGACAGCACUGUCGCAGUUCUUCUCUCGAUUCCGUUUUCAGUUUUGGGGGUUGUGGUGAAAGUCAACAUCAGCUCCCUUGUGGUGUGCCAACACCCUCGAUGAGUCUAAUGUCGGAUGUCGAGCAGCACUCUCCUGCUUUUCCCUCCUCUGAAUCAAGAGCAGCGUCGCUGCAGCAGAAUACUGAGCAGGGUCCAGCUUCAAGCAGUAUUAAGGGUAGGUUAAAGGUGCUUUUGAUUUUGUUACCGUUUGUUAUGGCUUUCCUAAGGGCGGGGACAGCCAUAACAAGCGGAAGAACCCACGAACACCAAAGACCUACCUCUAACAGUAGCGUUUUUCAGACAGACACCAACACCAAGAACAAGAGUAUUGAUGUCCUCUUCUCCGUUGACAGUGCGAAGCGAUUCGAGAAGGACCUACUUGUUUCGUUGCGCACAUUGCAUGAACGAGUAGUCUUGCGGAAUCUCGCUUUGAUGUUCAACGAUGGCACAACAUCACUCGUUGAACAAGUAGAUCAAAUUUUGAAGGAUUUUGCUGGAACAACUGCAUGUGAUCCACCUUCUUUUAGAAGUGCUGCGACUUCAUCUUGCAACUUUCCACCUGGUCGUGCGACUGGUAAUGGAGAUGGAGCUCGUACUCGUACGAGUGACCCUACUGAUCAGGUUCAGGACUCCACUUUCUUCAAGGUAACAACGAACACGACGGCUGUGGCUGACGCUUUCAGUUCGACUCUUGUCGUGAGUGUAGAUGGCGAGCAGGCAGUAGUUAAGCCUACUUGUAGGAUGAGUCCUCCAGCGAAACUACAACAAGUGCCUCUGGACAGGACAAGUAGGUUUGGUUUUUGCUCGUCUUCGUCGUCCGAGGAAGAGCAGACGCAGCCUCUAGGGCAGCCACGACGUGAGCUUGAAGAUGUCACUAGGACACCAGAGAAGACGAAGUCGCUGCAGACAUCAACAUCUCCAAAUGCUGCUCGGGAUUCUAAGAAGAAUAUGCUGACUUCUAGUUGUACAGAAGGAGAAGGAGACGCCCCCACAGAAGGAGAAGGAGAGAAUAACAAGAAAAGCGAUCAUAGUCAUAACAUCUACGGUCGUGCUAAUUCCAUUGCGGUUACGCCGAUGUUUCCUCGACUGGCACCAGGUGAAAGGAUGCUUUCUCCUACUGCCGAAGAGGAAGGCCACUGUCCGACGACCCCUCUGUCGGUGAAAACACGGAUAGAGGAUCGAUUGUCGUGGUCAGUGCAGACCGUGGAGGUGGAUGAGGCGGCGGUUCGCGAUGCAUUAGACCAUGAUGGUUCAUCCGGUUGUUCAGUAGUUGACAAAAGCAGGGUGGUUCCAGUUCAACCAGGAUCGCCGACAUUUUUCUGUGUGCAAGAUGUUCCAAUACCGGAGACGAGCAAUGAUGGCGAGGAUGUCAUUCACGAGAAAAAGAUGCUCUACCUGCAACGAGACAGCGCACUUCCUCCUGAGGAGGAGCAGGGAGAUUUGUUUCUGACACCAGAGGUGGAGAUGAACGCCGUAGAGCAUGAGGAGAAAAUGCAAGAUGAGGUGGACAAGCAGGACAAUGUGGAAGAUAAUUCUGGUAAGUUUGCAGACGCGAAGAAUGAGGGUGUUACAACUGGAUUGCGCAAAGCAGUACAUGGUUCUUCACCACUUGAUCGGAAAAUGAAAUCAUCAUCUUCACCUCUAGAUAAGGUUGUAGAGAAGAAGCGUCCUCUAAAUGGACAAAGACGUAGUCCUGGUGAAAAGCUUCUGCUUGUGCGAUCUACUGGUCGGCGAAAUACGGGCUCGCCUUUGAUAGCUACAGGAGGACAAGCGUCGAAGUCAAAAAUCCCAUCACCACCACGACCGAAGAAGAAAGCUGGUGGUGCUUCUCCCUCACCCGGUGGCGUUCAGGUGGUGUCGACGAGGCCUGGUGUGAGGACUUCAACGUUACUGACCUCGCCGAAUAGUACAUUGCUGAAGUCGCCAGCCAAGAUCAAUAGUGCGCCGCCUCUUCAAGUAGCAGCUGGUGAGGCAAACAAGCGUGGUGUUGACGUAGCACACAGUUCAAGUUCAGGAGGAGCGAAUUUGUCGAAGACGAGGAUUGGAAACACGUCAACGGAUCAAGCAGUCGCGAGACCACCUCAGCCUCCGCGAGUAGGUGUUCAGAAAAGUGUUUCGCCGCAACGCAAAGGCCUUCCUUCUACGUCUCCGUCAGGCGUUCCCCAACGCAUCUCUCCACUCCGGAAGUUGGCCGUUGCAAGGGAAGCGAAAGCCGGAGCACCCAGAGAGUCCUGCGUGCGUCAUUCGCCUUCUAGUGCAGGGCAAAGGAAAGCAGGUACACCAGCACCAGGUCGUGGCGUGUAUUGUCUAGAUGACACAACAUCUUCAAGUUGUCCACCAGUUGUAGAUGGCCAGAAGUUGCCUACAGCCGAGGCUCACCAUGAGGAGGCAGCGCCAAAUACAACGGACACUUCUGCAGGCCUGUCUUCACAGCUGAUGCCUGCGCCACGUAUGUUGAAUGUUUCUGAUGUGCAUGACGUUCCUCCGGAAGAUGGUGCACAACUAGAAGUAGCUAAACAAGAAGCAUCGCCAGGUGAUGAUCAUUUUCAUGACGUAGAAGACCAGGACGUACAAUCCAAUGCGCAUCACAGCGCACUCACACAACUGCAGGAUGGACAAGAAGAUGGUACCACAGGCACUUCUGUGACGACUGCGUCGAGCCAGCAGCUGCCUUUGAUGGUCUCAUGUUUUUACGGUGAAAGCAUGAUAUCGCGAAGUAGCUGGGCUCCAGCGGACGAAGAUCGAUCUCCAGUUCGUAGAAGCACCGAUGCAACGACGAUGCGGCGACGUUUUUCUACGACAGAGCAGCAACGUUCAGGGAGGAUCAGCGUGCGACGGGAUCGCAACUACGGUGUCUCACCUUCAGCGCAGUUUAGGGCGGCACAGGAGAGGUUUGAGAGCGAGUCUCGAAACUUUUCUUCAGCAACCAGUGGCCAACAUCCAGGAGGAGAUGAUGAUGAAGAAGAAGACGGUACUAGCGACCAGACAAGCGGUAGAGGAGGUACGACGUUCCAUGAUGCUGUUCACCCUGAGAACGGUCCUUCACUGUUCGAUACUGAUACAGAGCAUUACGAUCCGCAUACGGGAGAGCAUCAUGUAGGACGAAAUGGUGGAAGCAGUGCAGCAUCUAGUUCGCCGAGAAGCAGCAGCACUAAAAAUGGAAGUACUAGCGUUAAUGGUGGUGUUUUUAGAAACGGCAACGUCGAGUAUCACCAAGGACCACGUGCUAGUGCGUCUUACCAUCUCGACCGACUACUCGGUGCACACCAUUCUUCUCUCUAUGCUCCUCGCGAAAUCACACCAAGGGACGAGCAGAAUUUGACUGAGCACAUUCGCAGUAUUCAGGAAGUGAACGCGUCAGAAAACGCAGAGCAUUAUGCGUACAUGGGUCUCCUAGAUGGUGAGCAGAGCUCGAAAUGUUCGUCCCCGCGAAUGUCACUGAACGGAGCCUCGAGUCCGAGUGGCGCGUUGAGUCCAAAGAGUGGCGCGCUGAGUCCCAAAAGCGGCGCGUUGAGUCCCAAAAGCGGUGCAUUGAGUCCACGAGGGAGGUCAAAUCGAAGCUCUCGAAAUACGUCGAAACAGUCGUCCGCAGUGACGUUCCGGGAUCAUCACGAUCAUCAUGGCGACCAUGCGAAUGGACGAGAGGGGCAUUAUCAUGGCCUUGGCCACCAUCACCACAAUGGUCGUCAUAACCAUCCGCAUCGAGACAUGCUCGAAAGCUUUCAAGCGGAGAGGCAGUACUUGUUAUGGUCAUGCUGGAUUAUAAUCCUUUCAGUUCCACCAGUAGCUUGUCUGACGACAACAGCCGGUAGAUUGAAUGAUGAUGCAGGCAACUACUUACAACAGGAGUUGAAGUUGAUGAUAGAUCAGGUUGCGAAGUUCAAACCUUGAUACAAGUCGUUUUUGAAAUUUGAAGUGUUCACAGAUAUCGACCGAGGAACAUUUUUCUUUUUCAGCUCACAAUAGACAAUCACUCUAAGUCUCAUCCAAAUCGGUGCGGAUCGCUAUUGCCGCAUUGGAUACGGUUUCGGGAACUUAGGUCGCACAGUCGUUACUGUUAGAACGGAGAGCCAAGACGUCCUCACUUUUAUCGACGACCCGAUGACGCGACACCAUGCGACGGCAGGAUCCGGGAGUAGUUCGCAUCGGCCACAUCGCGAAGCACACGGUCUGCGCACUGAUCUGACGCAACAUCGCUUGCUAGUAGACGACCAGUACCCAACGUACGAGCAUUUGUUGCCGGACUUUAUGACCGGGAACAUGAACAAACAAGCUGGUGUUGGUAGUGUUAGCGGCAGUGGUCCUUACAACAAUUUUCCUGUUGGAUCGCCACUUCCGACUAACCUUCUGGCAGGAGGUUCCAUUCCCACAGCACCGGAGGGCAGCCCACGGACGAGCAGAAGCAUUGGCAUGGCAGCGCUGAUGCAAGGACGCGCUGCUGGUGGGACCAGAGCCGGAGACCAAGACAGUUCGGCGUUGAAUGACAAGUUUUUCUUCUUUCGCGAGCCGGAGCCUGGAGGUUUUAAUGGUGAUCAAGGUGCAUCAUCGACUCAGCAGCAUCAUAGCCACCACCAUGGUCCCGAACAUGCGCAUCUUCAUCAUGCUCACCACCAUGGUCAUUAUCAUCACGGCCACCAUACUUUAGAAAGCCACACAGGAGGACCUCGAGAAAUGUACGGUGCAGGUGCUUCUUCGAUUGUCUAUGUCAAUCUCGGCAAAGGGUACACGACUAGAUCUGUUGAUGCUAAUACAGCCGGGCAACCGGGGGCAGCGGCACCCGAGGAACCCGCUUUAGACGGCGUUCCUGGCAACAACGCCGCUUCUCGUGAUUCGCGAUCAAGCCGUCAGUUUGUGUCGACGACUAGUGACAUUGAAAAGCAAAAUACAAAUACAGCCACUUCUUCUUCUACAACGGUCCGUGUAAGCGAGGAUGUGGCGGUUUGUCUCGGUCUGGCGACCCCGUGGGACAAUGAGCACACGCAUGUGAAAAACAUGAUAUGCGUUGCGCAUUCUGGGGAGAUCCGUGAGGCGUGGCAGAAGAGUUCUGAAGAAUUUUUAGUUGAGUCGGAUCUCAUGGUUGAGGCCGGCGCACAAUCGCGGCUGCUCACUGCUCGAGGCGAAGCUGUAGCUUUUUUGGAAGAACGAGAAAAAGAAAAUGGAGUUGGAGAUGACGAUUAUCCAGAUGAAGGCGCUGGUACAACUACUUCGCGGACUAGAAAGUUGUUGGUUCCUCGUCUCGAAGAUAGAGAACACGUAAGUUUGUGGAAUCAUCAACGGAUGGUUGAAGCCGUGGUCGUGCGCACAGAGCACCACACUAGGCAUGAAAAUUUCAAGCAUGGAGCUGGCAAGCAUGUUGUGGAUGAAAAUGGGAACUUAGUUGUGAUGCCGAAUACGAAUGGUAGUCAAGAGAAGACAACCACAACGACAACAAAAACCUCUUCUUCCUCUCGUGUUUUGGUGAUGCGCGAUUGUGAACCGGAAAACCCAUUCGACUUUGCACGUGGGAAACCAGGAGUGCUCGGAAAGUUCAAGACAAAUGCAGAAAGUAACAAAGUCGAAGGAGUUCGGUAUGAAGGUUUAUUUGCCUCUGGAGGAAAUAGUGCCAGUGGUCCUGGUGGUGCUUCUAGCCCUCCAAUGGAGGGGGCAGGUGCUGCCGCAGCGGCAGCCUUUCGAAAAGCUGGUGGCGGACGUCCAAACCGAUGGCUGCAAGCGAAGUCGCUUCUUGCUGGCAGGGCGUCGUCGCCGGAUGACGGAGCAGCAGCACAAACAGGGGGAAGUCGAGCGGGUCUGAAGAAUGUCGUAGCUACAGCUGUUGCCGAGGCAAGGAAAGUGUUCCUAAAACCGAAGCGAUGGGACAGCAUUGACGUCACUGCCGAUAAAGACAAAGACGAGAGCGCGAGCGCCAAGGUCGUGUCUCCACCUAGUCCUUCUCCAAGGCGUAGUAGUAAAUCAGUUGUAGCUUUUACAGAUGCAAAUGAGGGUAGUAGACCAAGCACAACAUCUGCAGGACCAGGAGGCCCGAAUAAGCCACCUGCCUACGUGGCACCAAAACGGUUUUCUACAAGGCCCAGUUCCAUGUUUGAAGAUGCAGUGUCUACUCCUGAAGACGAAGGAGCUGCACAACGAGGAGAUGGACAAGCAAACAGCAAAGAUGACGAGAAUCUAAUACCAGAGGAUGGAGGAGGGCAGCAGACGUUUCAUUUCAUGGAGUACGAACCUGAGUCCUCUUCGGGUGAAGAAGGUUCAGCGUCGACUUCAUCGUCUUCGGACGAGAAGGGAAAGGAUGGCGCAGCAGCGUCACAACAAACGGGGUCACCACAACGGCCAACUGCAGAAGCUGCAGAACUACAACGCGGGAUGAUACUUGGUCGUGGAAAUUCGCAGAUUUUGCCUCGGCUUCAGUUGCCAAAUAGUCCAAGUCGUGGGCUUGGAGGUAUUUUAGGACAGACAGGCGGAGGCGGCAGAACAAAUAUUGGCGCGCCUCUGACUGCACGCGGCAUUAUGUCUCCAGGAAUUUCAAACAUUCCAUCUCCCGGAAAUAGUUCACCAGCAGCUACCGCAGCAGCAUCGUCAUCUAAAAACCCAAAACGAAGCAGCUCUACCAUCACCUCGCCUAGUGGAAAAACGAGGAAAAUACGACAUCACCAUCACCCGCACCACCAAAAGAAGAUGAUGAAGAAGGCAGAGACCGCAUUCCGCGAAAGUCAUUCCGUAUCCGACAAUAUCAUUAAUCUAGUGGAGUCUGCGCGAAACUCUACUGCGGGAUCCCGAUCAGUAUCUCCUGAUGAAGCCCGGGGUGUUCCUAGAGGAGAUCUUCAGGUUGACGAGGGUGCCAAAAACGAAGACAAAACUCCUGAUGACAAUAUCGAGGAAGAUGAGGAAGACGAAGAUAGCAGAGGUGAGUAUGCGACAAGUUCGAGUGAUACUCCGACGGACGAGAAAACGAAGCGAUUUAGUCGAAGUGCGACCGCUUCUGUGCAGAGUAACGCGAUGAAAAAUCAGAAAAACUACAAGAACAAGUCAGGAACUCUUUAUCCAGGUCGUGACCAUACGGUUGCUAGUAAGAAGAACAGUUUCCCCAUCGUUGGUGUGAAGAGCAUGAUGAUGCGUGCAUCCCAGCAAGGCGUGCGGCCAGAAGACUGUGCGCCGUUAAUCGAACUACCGCAAUGGCAGAUGCUGAAGCUAGCUGAAAAACCGCAAUUGAAGGACGCUCUAGUUGGCCACAGUCUACAUGACACUCUGCGGGAAUUCAGCAAUCGAGGUCGCGCCAGUGUAGCUGGCAUGUCAAAGACGAGCAACGAUGUCAAAGACGAUCUUCAUGGAGAAGACGGAACUACCAGACAAGACGGCGUUGAUCAAGCGACGACGAAAGCAUCAAAGCAAGCUACAGGUUCGAAUACGUCACCAGGCAGUUGUCCAUCCGGUAGCCCAGCAACUCGUAGGUUGAAGUCUUCUGGCAGCACUUUCCUCAGCCCACCGCGUCGAUCUACUGCUUCUAAACUGAAGAUCAAGAGUCCAGACACGAUUUUUUUUCCGGAAAAGUUUUUGCAGAGCAUUGACGUUUUCCUGGAGCAAAAUGCAGUAGCCGACCCGGAAGAAGUGCGGGACGGGCUGUUGUGGGAGCAUUUCAUCGAGUCGAUGGAAGAUGAGCUGAUUCGGACAACAGGGUCGCCCACUCGCAGUCCGCGGAGGUCUGCCGCAGCCGCGAUUGUGCAUCGCAGCAAUCAGGAACACAAAUCAAUCUCCAGAAGUUGGAGUUGGCGUGGCAGCACUAGCACAGGCGACGAACAAACUCCUAGUGCAGCUGCAGGACGUAAAGGCGGUGAAGCGGAUAAUGUCGGUGCGAGAAGUGGAAACAUAAGUGCUACAGCCCACAGAAAUCUUCAGCAGACGCCGGCAUCUUCUACUUCUAACGGCAGGAGCAGUACAAAUACGUCACUGAUGGAGCAGAAGCCACACUUCCAACAUCGCAUGCGCGGUUCAGAGAUGGGGACGACUUACAUCAUUAUCGACGCGAGUGUUAGCUUCGGUCCCAACUCAACGAGUACGUUUUUGAAAACGCCGACAGCGUUCGUCUACCCACGGAAUGGCUCGACUCAAGCCGUGCAACUGGUUCCGAGAACUACUGGUGCUACAACAUGCGGAGUUGGCAGUACCCACUUUUAUCAACACCACUCGACAAGCGGUCAAAAACUUUCUUCUAGCCAAUUGCAAUUGUUUGAGUCAUCGACCUCUCAACUAGGCCUAGGCGGCAGCAGUAAGGGGUCUCUAUCUUCUCAACUCAAUCCUGCGCAGGAUCAUCAACAACUACGGCUUCACAUUGUGCCAGUUCCGAAGGUGUUGAAUUGGUCGUCAGUGCGGUUGUUUGCUGAAAAAUUGUUGAUCGAGAACAUGUUGCGCGAUUGCGAAGAUCGGAAACUGCGGAAAAAAGCCAGAAAGAAAUCCGAAAUGCAAGAACGCAAGAAGAUGCUCAGGGUUACGCCGCAGAGUGCACCUAGCGGUGGUUCGCAAACUAAUGCCUCGACAUCUGGUGCACUAGGAACUACCGCACAGCAUCAUUCAGGUUCCGUCUCACAUCCAGAUGCAGCGCAGAAGCAAUUGCCUGUUUACGUCGCCACAUCUGGAAAUCCGCGUGAUCAUUUGCGUCUGAAUGCGGGCAGAAUGCUACGGGAGAGUUUGCGGAAGGGUGCUGCGGAGCAAGACCUUGCUUUCAGGGCUGGUCUAAAGAUGUUGUCGAAAGAUGGGAAGCCGAUUAAUAGCGUACCUGGAGGUAUAAUAGUAGAAGCUGUUCCUGGUAGAAGCGGUGGCUCGAAAAAGACGACAUCAUCGCCUGGGGCCGAUUCAGCCGCAACUACAGCAGGACUUCUGUAUGAGGCUGAACUGCUGAGUUACGGUCUUGCCGCUAAGAGCAUCGGCUUCGUUCCGAAAGGAUCGGAGUUUGUGUCAAAUCCGCAUCGAGAACAUCUUCUGCCAGAUAGUGAUGACCAUGUUGGGAGCUCGUCCAGCAAUAACCAGUACUGCCGUGCAGAGCCCGCUGCUUGGUCGCCAGGCAGUCCUGGAGGGCGUAGUCGGACUCCGGGCGGAGGACAGAAGGGCGGGAGAUCACUUAGCAUGCCACCGGGUCUGCAUGUAGAUGUGGAGGCACUGCAACAAGUUUCUCUGCCGCAUCGAGGAGUUUUAGUUGGCAAAAAUAGUGCGCAUGCCCUUGUUGGUCGGUUUCCACCUAGCUCGCAAGGCCGUGGUAGACGAGCAGUCUCUUCAGCAUCCGCUGCUGCGGCAAAUAAGCGAGCAGUGAGCGGUGGUAUUUACAGUAGCUCGAGCACGUUGCAUGGACCAGCUGAGAACAGGUUUGACGACACAAACUUGCGAACUCCACAUGGUUUGGCUUUGCAGUUGCCACAGACGGCUCCACUGAUGACGUUGCAUAGUACGAUGAUUCGAGCACACCUGAGCAGGUCACCGCCGAAGACGAUGAACCAAUUUUAUGCUUGCUGCUUCUUCAUAUGUGAAAAGUUCUUACAUACUCUUUCUUACAGUUUAAAUAAUGCAACCAGUUCCAAUUGUUCCAAUUUUUCAAGACGGAAUCUCCACAACUGCAUCUUUCUUUUCUUAGCCGGAAAUGACUGUACAUAGUCAUAGCAAUUUUUCGAUUCUAAGAAACAGCUACAAUUCCCGGAGUAGGUGAUUUAGGACGCAAGUCGAGAUCCCAGAGUAAGCCUGGAAGCCCACACGAGUACUCUACUGCAGCCGCAGCGAAUAGUACAACUUCUACUGGUCCAUCAGGCGGACUUCCGAGCGGAGGAUUGAUAUCAGCACCUCCUACUGCUCCUGGCGGUUUCUUGCGUCCGCCUUCUGCUUUUACAGGGCUGGGCGAUCAUGGGACGAAGGGAGGACCUUUGUAUGCUGGCGGAGCGUUGUCUUCAUCAUCUAGUCAUCCCCGGGGUGCUGCCUCGGUUUUGCCGCAUCACAUCAAGCAAUUGACGAAUCUGCGAUCGCCGCGAAUGCUUGGUGAAGUGUCUUUGGCGCCGUCACUUUCAGUUGGACAGCUUGCUACGGUGGCAUCUUCUGCAGCACCUGCACCUUCUUCAGGAGUUCCUGAAGUACAGGUAGGACCACUAGGAGUAGCUCCAGGAGGAACUGCCACAGAAACAUCGGGGAUUGGGUAUCCGCUACCCCCGCGUGGCCCGAACAGCCCACAUGGUGCAGCCGGAUCUUCGCGAGUUUCCUCGAAGAACAGUGGAGGACAAACACAAGUUCAACUGCCUCCACAGUUGCCAGCUUCUACACCUAGUAAAGUAGCGACGGAUAAGCAUCAUCAGCAUUUUGCGGACCAAUUCGACUGGAUUUUUGAGAAGCAAAAGCAAGCAGGUCUGGAUGUCUCGCGUCGUCUGCGGGAGCACGACGGUUUCGUGCGCCAACAAGCAGCUGAGCUCUUGCAUGAGCAGGCCCUGAGCAGUAGAGAGGCGAAGUUGGUGGCGGAACAGCAGGCGAAAGCCUUAGCGCAGAAACAGCGGAAGCGGGAAGCGGAACAACAGCAAGCCGCAAAACUUCAAGAAGCAAGACAGGCAGUAAUGGAAGUCGGGAACUGCGUUAAUCAAGAAGUCGAAUCAGCACCACUAACAAUAACAUCGAAUAGCCGGGCCGGAGUAGAUCAUGGAGGUGAAGAUAGGAGACCAUUAAUAUCAAAUGGCCGGGCCGCUGGAGAUGGAGGUGAAGAUAGGAGACCAUUAAGUAGAUCAAUUGGGGUCGAAGGCAAUUCCGGCUCGUCCACUAGUGCUGCAUAUACCCCUCCGAAAUUCGUAGCUCAAUCGAAUGCAGAAAAGCAGAGGUAUGGAUUUAUCCAAUUCACAAAUCGACGCACUAAGCAAAUCCUUUUUGACCCUGCGGAAGGUGGAGUCAUGGCUUCACUGGCCGCUUCAGCACCUAUUCCAGCGCCACCGACCUCUCAUCACGCAUACAUCACAACUGCAUCCAAAGAGUCCUUGUCGACAGGCCAAGUGGCAAGGAAGGCAAACAAGAACCCGUUAGUUGCAAAAGCCAGUGAUUUGCGCGCAUUCUUGAGUACUCCACCGCCUGCUUUGCCGAGUACGGGCCCAGGCACUGAGCCCAGUGUGAUUCACGAUAGUGCGAAUAAGAUCAACAAGAUACUGUCGGGAGAACAAGUUCCGAGUGGUCUCACGGCAGAGAAGGUCGGGAAGUUUCACAUGCCUGGAUUGGUGGAUGUGAAGAAGACGAUCGAAAAAGUUCAACAAGACCGAAGCAACGAAAAACAAGAUGUUCGUACGAGAGCGCGACGGCGAUCGAGCAUAGAAAGGCACGAAGCUGCGGCUGUCGCUGCGACGGAGCGGAUCCGGGCAUCGAGGAGAGAGUCAAAAAUCAAGCUAGAAGAUGAAGCAGCAGCAGAGGAAAAAGGAGGUGCGCCAUUUAGUUCGUAUUCUUAUGGUGCAGGUGGCACGUCGACGUCAGGUGGAAAUAGAGCAUCGAGCAGAACACCACGACCGCGCAAUGUGGAACUCGAGCGCGAUCCUGUGCAGCAACAACGCGGAUUGAUAAGUCCAGCUCGUCCUUCCAAGGGUCCCAGGCCUGGCGACUGGCGUAAAAAGCCAGAAAUAAAGGUUGCAUCAGCAUCCUCUCCACCGAAGACUCUUCUUGGAGUGGACACACCAAGGUUGAAGUUAGUCCCACAGUUGGGACAGAUAGCUGGUAGUCCGGGUCUAGUAAGCGAUGGUGGAGGUACUUCAGUUGAUGGAGCCGGCACAUCGUUUCUGUUUGCACCAGAGAGUCGUGGAACAUCGAAGCCGGCACCUUUGCGGUACUUCUCCGUGAUGGACACGAAGAAGAGCUACGAAGCAGGCGGAGGAUGUAAUUCACCGACCAGAUCGAGAAGUGCGUCACCUAAAAUUAAGGAUCAUCAUUGGUAGAGUGUUGGUUUUCAUUAUGCAGAGCGAAGUGGUGUCGUCCCACGUUUCCGCACUUGACAAAGUCAGCAUAAUGAAAAACUACAACCUACUUUCGCUAAGAAGAACAGAAAUUACCUGACGCUGCUGAGUCGGACACCUCUCGAUUCUCAUUCCGGAGCAGGGAAUGAUAGUGUAUUAGGUUCUUCGCCUAGAAGCACAGCAUCGACCUUUAUUCGUCCUCUAGGAAAGAAGAAAAGUGGUCGUCCCGAGUGGGUAAAUCCGAUGUCGACACGAAAGUCGGUUUCAUCUUGGGCGCAGAUUCCGGUCAACGUCCUCGAUUCUCCAGAUGGCUUGGCCGAUGCGAAUUUGCGAUUGCCCAUUCCAGGACCCUCAACAUCUCGAGGCUCCUCUCCCACGAGGAGUUCCAGAAUGCCAAAUAGAAGUAGUCCUGGUGCCAGAAGCUGCUCUUCUCGAAGAGGAGGUGGGUCUACGACACCGAGAAGUGCACGUUCACGAAGCCAGCAUAAUCUUCAUCAACCUUGCGGUCAAGACGAUGCUGUAGAGCAACAUGAUGGCCAGUGUACUUUCGGCGCCUCCUCCCCUUCGCGUAGUUCCUCUUCUCAGCAGAAAGCGAGACCAAAAGCCAAGCCUUUUCACUACGACUCGAGCAGCGGAGCUUACACAGCAGAGUACUACGAUGCGACGCAUCAGCAGCACGUUCUAGAACGGUGCUAUCCGAAUGGUAUCCCCGAAGAGCAGAGACGACUGGAGGCAGAGCUCUCCACCGUAGAAGCAGACAUGGCCAAUCUGCGGAAGAAGCUGGUGCGCCGUGAGCAAGAAACCCUGAAAAGGCUGGAGGAGAUCAAUAGGGUGGGGCCUUCACCUGCAGAGAAAAGAAAAGCCAAGUUUUACGCGCGAAUGGCAUCGCCAAAGAAACGGGGGGUUCCUGUGGGUAUGGUGGCGAAAACUGCACUAAAAUCGAAGGACAACAACACGUGGAAGCUUGUCGGGCCUACAUCCGGCGGGUUUUCGUUUUAUUCAUCUGAAUCCUUGACGACAGCUCCAGAGGACAGUGCACGUCUUGGAUUUGGUACUAGCAGUCUCCAGUCCUCUCCUGUCAUCUCAUCGAAGAGAACGAUGCGAAAUGGAGAUUGUAGUAGUGCCAAAAAGCCGAAGAAGAGUCCGAAGAAAGACAGGGUAGAAGAUAACCCAACGAGUAGCACUAGGGAUUUUAGUAGGUGCACCACAUCAGAAGAACUAGAACACACAGGUCGAGAUCAGGAGCUCAAUUUAGGCGACGCUCGGGCAGAAGAUGAAGAUAGAGAUACUAACCUCUAUGAAGACGUCGUGGAGCGAACCUCUAGUGCUGAACAGCACGAAGUGCAAGAGAGCGACCAAGGUAGCGAUUCCGCCUUUUUGAGUGCGUCUUCAUCGUCUAGCGCGUUUUCGUUCUCGCCGGGAAAAAUCGGGAAUACUUCGCAACGAGUUUUAGCAUCGCGAGUAGCAGCGAAGAGGAGCUCAACAGGUAAUAUCUUGCGCAUGAACGUCGUUCUUCCCGGACACCAGCAACAGGCUCUACUUCUAGGUGGACUAAAAAACACCUCCAAAACUUCUAGUACACGACGUGCUCGGUCCGUCUCGCAGGGUGCUCCGUUGUCACCAGUGUGGGAAGAGGGACGGAGCAAUAGUUUGGACAACAACAAGAGGGCAAGUCCGAAAAAGCGGCUGUCGGGUAAAGCAGCUACAAUGAUGUUCUAUCCGGAACAUCAGAUGAUGCUGGGAAGUAGUACGCUCAGCUCAUCUGCAGGAGUAGUUCUUGAAGGGGCGGCUGGUGUGGGAGGUGGUACAACUAGUAUCUCUUCGUGUAGUGCGGCUGGUGUGGGAGGUGGUACAACUAGUAUCUCUUCGUGUAGUGCUGGAGAUAGUAAGACAGUAGAAGUACGAGAAAAUGAUGAUGUGCAGCACAGGAGUACAUCUCAAAUCAACAGGCACCUGAUCUUCGAGCCACUCGGUACUUGUGAAGACGUGAUAGUAAUCAAGGAAGAGGAAGUAGAGCUGGAAGAUGCUGACGGAGAAGAAGUGGCGCCACAAUUAAGAAGUGUGGCAGAUCAUGCUGGUCCAGUUCCGCUUCCUCCUCAACAGGAUCAAGUCGGCACUUUAUCUUCAUCUUCCUCAGCUUCAACUCCAACAGCAAGUCAGAACAGUUCUAGUGACAGAACUAGGGCCAGAACAGCGGCUCCGGCAAAGGUGUUUUCGGAACAGCGUUUGGUGUCUUCGGAUAGCGCAAACAUGAUAAACAUGACUGGUCAACGUCAAGUUCGACCGGCCUCUGCGACAAGAUCGACUUCGUCAAAGGUGUCGACUGAAGUUUUGCCAUGUUCCGCAACGCAGGUGAAGAUUGUGAGGCAACCAACUACAAGUACAAGUGCAACGUCUUUGACAAAAGAACCAAAUAGAAGUGCUCUACAGGAGCUUGUGCAGCCUCGUGGACCAUCGAGUAGAAUUGUAACCGCGCAACAGCAACCACAGCAGAACCGAGGUCGACGAUUGAACAAACCGCCUGCGCAGCCUCAGUCACAGCAAAGUGUGCGUCUUCAUAAUCCACCAACCACAACUACAACUACAGCAAAUCGUGGGAUGUUGCAUCAAAUUUUCGCGUCACGUCGGCAGCGGAAAACUGACGUUGCGCCGACAAUAGCAGUCAGGACGACGCGGGGAUCUAGCUUGCGAAGAGAUAUCGGGCAGGAACGUCGCCUGUCAGCGAGCGUGGAUGGAGGUGCGUUUUGUUUUCCACAAUUUCGAUCACAGGUUUGUAGGAUUCAGCACGGGUGGAGAAGACCUGUUUUAGUUCUGUUUAGUUUUUUCAUGCAAAAUCUGCACGUUUCUUGAUGAAAAACAACAUCACAACGAAAACCAAAUUUGAGUCUUCAACACCCUUUCUCAGAUCUACUUCUCCGCUCGCAACCGAGUACCGGGCAGAGUUGAGAACGAGGACGGUCCGGGGGAGAAAGGGUGCCAUUCUGUAGUUUUGAUGCGUAGUUUAGAUAAAUUUCACAUAUCUACAAGAACUCAUUACGACUUACAGAGAUUUUAUCAAGAUAGCUACAAGUACAAGUACAACCACACGUGAUUACAGAUUUUGGUUCGCACUAUAAAUAGAAUUAGUAACUGGAUGAAUACAGGUAUUUUUUGGUCUCCACUAGAUCAACAAAAAUUCAGUAUUGAUUGAUCAUACCACAAGCACGACAUAACAUUAACAAAGAUAAUCGUACUCCGUGCACUACACAAACAGAAAGUCCUCAUGUCAAGCUAGUAUCGGAAUCGGCAUGAUAAUGUACCAAGUAGAUUUUGAUGAUGAAUGGAGUUAGCGCUAGUUCAUGUUUUUAAGCAUAGCAUUGAAAAUGUAUCAACAAGUACAGAAAACCAAGAGAACCUAGUUCGUGAAAGACAUUGCGCAUACACAACUUAAGUUAUUGCUCUGAAUUCUGCGAGGGGGGUCCGUUCUCAUUUACGUUAUCUAUCAAUCACAUAGCAAUAACAUUCAGUAAACCUCUGAUGUCAGGGGACGAAGCACAGCGAUUCACAUGGUGGUUUUGCCAAGUUCAAGUAGGAGAUAUUCCUUUUGCAUUAAGUAUUCUCCGUCUAAUGCAUGAACAAGUAAUUCAAAUUCUUAACUUUCUUAACGCUUCUGAUAGCAGCUUCGUAUUCUCAAAGUGAAGGACUAACAUAAUCAUUUAAAAAACAUUAUCUAAACAGUACUUGGUGUUGUAUCAAUCUGUAUCGAUUCUCAUUUCCUGUCCCUUAUUGUGCGUAGUUCCAAGAACAAGAACAAGAAUGAUCCUUAAUGUUUGUAGUAAGUUGUGCAAACUUUGAAAAAUGUAACUGUGUUUUAGAAAUUAUCAGCUUGCUACCGUGUUUGGACCAACAUCCCCGAAGUAAAACGACCUGCAUGAUGGAUCGAUCCUCAUUGAUAAAAAGCCCUCUUGGAAGAUUUCAUACUUAUGAACUCUACUUAUUCGCGGUC
Messenger RNA from Amoebophrya sp. A25, 16002 nucleotides. Lineage: Eukaryota; Dinophyceae; Syndiniales; Amoebophryaceae. The record is from the annotation of a GenBank genome assembly.